AUAUGUUUGAAAGUGAAACUUCUAAACAGCCAGGCAUAAAUCAUUUAAAUAAUCAUCAAUAUAAUGACAUAAGACGUCAUGGACUGGGAAGAAUGGAUCAGAUUUGCACCCAUUGUAAUGCUAAAUUUUGGAUAAAUGAAAAAGAUAAAAGUAGCAGCCUAACAUUUCUAUCUUUUGCUGUAUGUUGUGCUAGUGGUAAAGUUAAUUUACCACCUUCGUUAAAACCACCAUCAUAUUUGUUAAAUCUAUACACUUCAUCAAAUUCUAUUGCAACUUCAUUUCACAAAAAUAUAAGAGGAUAUAAUAACCUUUUGGCAUGCAUAUCAUUUGGAGCUAAUAUAAAUAAGGAAUUUCAAAAACAAGGAAUAUCUAACUUUCAAAUUCAUGGACAA
Messenger RNA from Funneliformis geosporum, 392 nucleotides. NCBI's taxonomy places the organism in Eukaryota, Fungi, Glomeromycota, Glomeromycetes, Glomerales, Glomeraceae. The record is from the annotation of a GenBank genome assembly.